GUUCUCCAUAGAACACUUCCUCUAUUACUACCUUUACAAAUUAACUUGACCUUAUCUGUGUUUUCUUCAGUGAUGAAUACCCGUUUUGUCCAUCAAAGGAUUCGAAUUUUUCUUCUUCAACAUUGAUUUCUGAAGACCCAUAUUCUCUUCUUUGUCCAGAAUUUAAUAUAUAUGUAAUAUGGGUAUCAUUAAUAGAAAUUUGCAGCAAAAUGAAGAGAACAAAGGCAAAUGUGUUGGACUGAAUUCAAAUAGCAGAAUUGGGUCUUUGUGGUGUAAUCAUCCUCCUGGAGGUUUAUUCGCCAGUGUUAGUCAGAUCGGCAUUAGGUAUGGUUUAUCACCAAAUCCUCCAAAUUCAAAUGACAGUAUACUGGAAUUUGCAUACUCUUCGAAUAUGGCUAUGAAGUAUAGGACGGCACCGGAGUCUAACUUUCUGAUGAUAGGAGAGAUUGAUGAGGUGUUUGUAGAAGAGACUGAGAAGAAGAUGAAACAGAAGAUUGGUGGGCUUAGAUUGAAGUUUAAGGUUAAGAACCCAUCUCUUAGAAGGUUGAUUAGUGGGGCAAUUGCUGGUGUGGUUUCUCGGACUUCGGUUGCUCCAUUAGAGACUGUAAAGACUCAUUUGAUGGUGGGAAGUUAUGGGAAUUCUAUGAAUCAAGUGUUUCAGAAUAUAGUGGAGAAUGAGGGAUGGAAGGGACUGUUUAGAGGAAAUUUGGUUAAUGUUAUAAGAGUUGCACCCAGCAAAGGAAUUGAGCUGUUGGUUUAUGAUACUGUUAAGAAACACUUAAUGCCUGAAUUCCCAUUGCCAGCUUCUUUAGUUGCUGGUGGUAUUGCUGGAAUGAGCUCUACAUUAUGUACAUACCCUCUUGAAUUGAUAAAGACUCGCCUUACAGUUCAGAGAGGCGUUUAUAAAAACUUUUUGGAUGCAUUUUUCAAGAUUCUGCAGGAAGGAGGACCUGGCGAACUAUACAGAGGCUUAACUCCCAGUAUAAUUGGAGUUGUUCCAUACGCUGCCACCAAUUACUUUGUUUACGAUACGCUAAGGAAAUCUUACAAGAAGUUGUUCAGAAAAGAGAGAGUUGGAAAUAUAGAAACGCUUUUGAUGGGAUCCACUGCAGGUGUGAUCUCAAGUAGUGCGACGUUCCCACUUGAGGUGGCGCGAAAGAGGAUGCAACUAAAUGGAAGGCAAUACAGGAAUAUGGUUGAUGCACUUGUGAGCAUAAUUGAACAUGGAGGAAUUUCGGGUUUAUAUAGAGGCUUGGGUGCCAGUUUCAUGAAGUUGGUUCCUGCUGCUGGAAUUUCUUUCAUGUGUUAUGAGGCCUGCAAGAUUUUACUAGCACACGAAGAAGAGGAAGAUAGUAAUAAUAAUUCAACUAAUUGACAGUACAAAUUUUGAAUUUAUUCAACUCAACACAAGAAAUAUGAACACUUGACAAACUUUUUGUUU
Molecule: messenger RNA, 1441 nt
Organism: Impatiens glandulifera
Lineage: Eukaryota; Viridiplantae; Streptophyta; Magnoliopsida; Ericales; Balsaminaceae
Product: adenine nucleotide transporter BT1, chloroplastic/mitochondrial-like
Exons: 2
Coding region: 179-1375 (398 amino acids)
Biological process (GO): transmembrane transport
Source: RefSeq, a predicted model, not a curated record